Molecule: messenger RNA, 916 nt
Organism: Halichondria panicea
Lineage: Eukaryota; Metazoa; Porifera; Demospongiae; Suberitida; Halichondriidae
Product: ubiquitin carboxyl-terminal hydrolase isozyme L3-like
Exons: 9
Coding region: 96-794 (232 amino acids)
Biological process (GO): ubiquitin-dependent protein catabolic process; protein deubiquitination
Cellular component (GO): cytoplasm
Molecular function (GO): cysteine-type deubiquitinase activity
Source: RefSeq, a predicted model, not a curated record
GUCAUAAACUUGGUAUUGGGAAAGAUCGUCGUUAGAAAAAAACUGUUUGAGAGAUUUGAGAAUUCAAGGUAAGUGCAGUACAGUAGACUUGUGAAAUGGCCGACAAGAAAGACAAGUGGUUACCUCUAGAAGCCAAUCCUGAGGUGAUGAACAAGUAUGUCUCCAACCUGGGGAUGGUGAUGAGCUACCAGUUCCACGACGUGUUUGGCCUGGACCCUGACUUGUUGUGCAUGCUUCCUCAGCCGUGUAUUGCUCUACUGUUGCUGUUUCCCAUUAACAAGAACGUCAGAGAAAGUGAGUCUAAAGAGAAGGAACGCAUUGAAAAGGAUGGUCAACUGGUUUCUCCUUCUGUUUAUUUUGUCAAACAGACUAUUGGCAAUGCGUGUGGAACAAUAGGACUACUUCAUGCGAUUGGCAACUGCCAAGACAAAAUUUCCUUCAAGGAUGGUUUCUUGAAGACAUUUUUUGAAAAGACACAAUCCCUGACGCCUAAACAAAGAGCAGAUUAUCUUGAGGAGGAUGAUAGUAUCUCUGAAGCACAUGAAGCAAGUGCUCAGGAGGGAGAUACAGCACCACCUGCACCUGAGGAGGACGUCAAUCUUCACUUUAUCAGUAUUGUACACAAGGAUGGAUGUGUCUAUGAACUAGAUGGAAGAAAAGACUAUCCAAUCAAUCACGGAAAAUCAACAACUGACACUUUCCUCGUGGAUGCUGCCAAAGUGUGCAAGUCCUUCAUGGAUAGAGAUCCCACUGAACUACAUUUCACAGUCGUGGCACUGGUGGCUGCUGACUAGAUAGUGUGCCUGUGUGUGUGUGUAUUGUCAAGAGUUCAUAAUAAACUCUUGGUAUUGUGUAUAAUUAUGAGUAUUAGUUGACUUUCGAAUUUACUGUUAUCUUAUCGUUUAGAGUUUGUGAA